AUGACGGAAGAUGGCCAGAGAGGGCGUCCGUUUGCCGAUGCGUCCGUAGCAUUCGCAGUCGAUGUCUCCGGCAGUACCUACGGACGGACCAUUUUGUGCGAAAAGACGUUUGUCAGGAGAGUAUCCAGCCUCCUAUCAGGACCUUCCCAGGCAGCGGCCACAGUCCUCCCAUGGCACGGCUGGCUCGAGCCGGUUGGGUCUCUAUUCACCCUGGACAAACUGGCCUCACUGUACGGGACAAAACCAAGGGUGAUGCUGCAGGACAGUGGAGGCCAGGAAGCCUUGAAGGGCUCGGACUUGUGGUUCUUGAUGACCGAUGGUCUUGUUCGCGGCCCAGAAAGGGUUGCCUUCGCGGACUGCAUCGCCAACGCCGGCUUGCAUGGGACGAGCUGUAUCACUGUUAUCUUCGGCAACCUCGCCAUUGGUCCUGGUUCCUGCAACAUCUCGGUUGGUGUUUCGGUCUUUGCCAUGUGUCCUAACUGCCUAUUCCUCUUCUACGACACUGGGACCGAAGAGAUAAUCGUUAUGCAGACCAAGGGCAUAUUCAACACUCUCCUGAAAGGAUCCGAGAAUCCCGUCUUUGACGAAGCCUCCAAAUGGGACUCCUUUCCAAGAUUGUGCCUCGAUGACUUCUCCAACAUCAUAAUCCCUCCACCCACGAGACUUGGGAAAGACGAAGUCCAGCUCCUGGACUCGCUCGUCAUCAAUUUUGAGGAUCUCUGGGCAAACAAACUCAGCAAAGACGAAGUGGAGUCGGUCCUCGCCAACGAAGACAGCCUCAGAACAGUCAUCAUGAGCGCCCAAUCUAGCGGCAACGCCGCCAAGUUUCAGAAAUGGGUGCGGCAGCAGCAAGCCCCAAUCGAUGACUCUCUCGAAAUGACCCGGAUUGAUACUGGCGGCCAAGCUCAAUCGGCAUUUCUGGCGGUCCUUGAAGCCCGGAAAGAGGGAAGACAAGACGGCAUGGCCGAGUUACAGAGGAAUCUCCGAGCGGCCCACGAAAGCAAUAUGCAAAACUUCCUCAAGACUUGCCAAACGAAUCAUGAACUUUCUCUCCAGCGGCAAGACAUCAUAGACUCGGCUUGCCGGCAGAGCCGCCAAGAAAUCACCAGCGCUGUCUCUCUCAACAGGACGUCCCAUUACUCAAUGGAUUGCCUAACCAGUGCCAAACGGGUCAGUCCACCGGGCCCAUUAGGCGGCCUAGAGCCGAAAAAAGCCAGGCAAGACCCUGGCCCUUGGUCUUCAUCAGGUACCUCGCCCUCCUGGGACCAGGUCUCACAGACGUCCGGCUCUCAAAGCUGGGUUGACCUGGAGGACAACGGCUCGCAGUCCUCCACACAGCCUCAACAACUGGAUAACCCAGCCAUACCGGCGGGGGCACCGCAAACCACCCCGCAGGAUCCUAAUACCGUCCACAGGAAUGUGGGGUAUGCAGAUGAAGAUGAAAUCACCUUCCAGUGGGUGGAGAUCCAGGCAAAGCAACCGGGGCUGCAGCUGGCACAACUGGCACCUUGGCAAACCGCUCCAUUUUCUUGGAAGAAUCCGACCCCAAAUCCGUCGCUUCGCACUCUGUUAUGGACACCCGGAUUCCGCCGCGGCGAGAAUGAUAUUGGGGGGACUUGCUCUUUCUGCGGAGCGUCUGAUAUGCCCCUGGCGUUGCUAUUCCGUCAUCCCAGCGCAGAACAACUUCCAAGAACUGGGAUUAUCGGCCCAGGAGAAAAAGAGACGGUAGAACGGCCGUCCCAUCCCAGCCAUCUCGCCGAGCACUCCUUGGAGGUCGGAAACACUCGCUGUUGCGAGGCCUGUUCGACCUACUGGGUCACAAGCCAGCCACCACAGAAUGGCAAGAUUGCUUCCAGCUUUCCAGUGGUCAAAUGUCGCGACAACUUGACUGUGUAUCCGAACCGCACUACAUAUCUGAACCGUUGUCGCGAACUCUUCGACGGACGUCUCGUUAGCAAGGCGGCCAUCGGAGUCCUCCUCAAUGCCCUUCUUACGGCCUACGGGAAGCCAGAGACCGAGGUGUCGAACAUCAAGGACGUCUUGCGGUGGAUGUGUGCCGAUCUCUGCAACUGGGUUGCUCUCGAGACGCUGGCCGUCACGAAAGGUUUCGCCAAUGCCAACAGCUCCGCUUCCAGUCUCGUCCAGUAUCCCCUGUCGCAGUUCACCACCGCACUCCAGGUCGCGUCUGUGCUCAAUAUUCCCCACGAGGUGCGCUGCACGGUGGCCUUCCGGCGAUACCUCCUCCACCUGACCGAGAGGUUCGACGCCAUGGCAAAGGAGAACCCGAGACCCAAGGCAUGGUGGGCUGGCCUCCUAUGGCAACAGACGUACGACGACCCCGAUCUCAUCAUCGUCGACUCCGCUGGCAAGGGCGAGAAUGGGGAUGGCGGAGAAGGCUCUCGUCGGACUCCUGUGCUGGCGCUUCCCGUCUCGAAGCUCAAGGGCAGCGAUCUGCUGAGCGACGAUGACUACGCGUUCAUGCAGAUGGCCGAGGAGUUCCGCCUGCUCGACGAACCUAGCAACCCGUGGGUGGGCUGCGUCACCGUCCUCUUCCUCCACGCCCUGGUCGACGUGUUCGAGAAGCAUGUAUACGAAUCAGCGGUGGAGCUGUUCAACCUUGUUAUGACGCGCAAGCAACUAGCGUCGGUUUUUACGAAGCCGAGCGCUGUUGAUGUGAACGAAGUCGCUUCCAUGCUGAAGUCGCUUCAGAUUUGAGGAAGUUUUCUUUUUGAUUUUACCUUUCCCCCUUGAGGAUAUCGGCAGAAAAGGGGCGGGUCAAAUCGGCACUCAAUGCUUUUUUGUUUUCUUUUCCUAAGGUCGUCAACAGGGAGAACGGGUCGGAAAACAUACAGAGAACACGGGGAACGGAAAACAGCAUUGGAAGGAACAUUCAGGAAGGAAGGAUUCAUGAUAGCGGUACCAGCGAUUGUAAUAGGAGAAGGUUCGCUGGAAAAGAGUAGGAUUUAAUAAUGUAGUAAUGUAGUUAGUAAUGUAGUAAUGUAGUUAGUAAUGUAGUAAUGUAGUGAGUUG
This is a messenger RNA of Phialemonium atrogriseum, 3030 nucleotides long. RefSeq lists its product as uncharacterized. Bases 1 to 2715 code for a protein of 904 amino acids. The record is from RefSeq and is a predicted model, not a curated record. The transcript has 2 exons. Lineage: Eukaryota; Fungi; Ascomycota; Sordariomycetes; Cephalothecales; Cephalothecaceae.